AUGACCGACCAGAUCAAGUCCCUUUUCGCCGCCAAGGCAGCCAAGAACGAGGCUGUUUUCGUCAGCUUCGUCACUGCCGGUUACCCUACCAAGCAAGACACUGUCGAUGUCUUGCUUGGUCUCGAGGCAGGUGGUGCAGAUGUCAUCGAGCUCGGUGUUCCCUUCUCGGAUCCUCAAGCUGACGGUCCUGCCAUCCAGGAAUCCAACCAGGUCGCACUCGAACAGGGUGUCGGCUACACCCAAUGUCUCGAGUACGUCCGCCAGGCUCGCUCAAGAGGUCUCAAAGCACCUGUCCUCUUCAUGGGCUACUACAAUCCCACACUCGCCUACGGUGAGGACAAGGCCGUCUUAGAUGCCAAGGCUGCCGGUGCCAACGGUUUCAUCAUGGUCGACCUUCCACCUGAGGAGGCUGCCGACUUCCGCGCCGCUUGCACCAAGUACGGUCUCUCCUAUGUUCCUCUCAUUGCCCCUUCCACCUCUGCGCAGCGUAUCAAGCACCUUGCUUCCUUGGCAGACUCGUUCAUCUACGUCGUUUCCAAGAUGGGCACUACAGGUGCUACAACCACCGUGUCCAGUUCUUUGCCCGACCUCAUCUCUAAAAUUCGCAGCAUCACUUCCAUCCCUCUCGCCGUCGGUUUCGGUGUUUCGACACGCGAGCACUUCGUCCAAGUCGGAGAGCACGCAGACGGUGUCGUUAUUGGUAGCAAGUUGGUAGCCAAGCUCAAGCAAGCUCCUGCCAACACUGCUGCUCGUGUCGAGGCCGCCCGCAGCUACUGUGCCCAGAUCACCGGCAAGGACGAGGGCGGUAUUCAACGCAAGCAGCCUCUCAACAUUAACGAGGUGAUAGAUCAGCCUGACUCCGUCCCCGUUCCCAAAGUCGAUCGUGUUGUCAGUGCUGACCGACCUCCCGUCCCUGGUUUCGACACCAUCCUUGACGCUCAAGGCAAAGUUCGACCGCCUCGAUUCGGCAAAUUCGGUGGUCAAUACAUCCCCGAAGCACUCUUUGAUGCUCACCAGGAACUCGAAAAGGCCUACCUCGACGCCCUCAAAGACCCUCAAUUCUGGCAAGAGUUCGAAAGCUACUACGAGUAUAUUGGUCGACCCUCGGAGCUCUACCCCGCUGAUCGCAUGACCCAAGCUGCCGGUGGAGCCCAGAUCUGGUUCAAGCGCGAAGACCUCAACCACACCGGUUCGCACAAGAUCAACAACGCUGUCGGUCAGCUCCUCCUCGCCCGUCGUCUCGGUAAGACGCGUAUCAUCGCAGAAACUGGUGCCGGUCAACACGGUGUAGCCACCGCCACCGCUUGUGCCAAGUUCGGCAUGGAGUGCGUCGUCUACAUGGGAUCCGAGGAUGUGAGACGUCAAUCGCUCAACGCUUUCCGAAUGAAGAUGCUCGGUGCCAAAGUCGUUGCCGUCGAAUCUGGCUCCAAGACUCUCAAGGAUGCUAUCAACGAGGCUAACCGUGAUUGGGUUACUAACCUCCACAACACGCACUACAUUGUUGGUAGUGCCAUUGGUCCCCACCCCUUCCCCUCCAUCGUGCGUGACUUCCAGUCGAUCAUCGGCAAGGAAGUCAAGCAGCAGCUUCAGGAGAAGAAGGGCAAGCUUCCCGACGCCGUGAUUGCUUGCGUCGGCGGUGGCUCCAACGCUAUCGGCAUUUUCCACCCCUUCGUCCAGGACAAGAAUGUUCGUCUCAUCGGUGUAGAGGCCGGUGGUGACGGUAUCGAUACCAACCGACACUCUGCUACCCUCAGCAAGGGUACUCCCGGUGUCCUACACGGUGUGAGGACAUAUCUGUUGCAGGAUGAGUUUGGACAGAUCACCGAAACACACUCGAUCAGUGCUGGUUUGGACUACCCAGGUGUCGGUCCAGAACACUCUUUCUUGAAGGACAGCGGUCGAGCCGAAUACACCGCCGCUACCGAUGAAGAGGCUUUGCGUGGUUUCAAGCUCUGCACCGAGUUGGAAGGUAUCAUUCCCGCGCUCGAGACUUCGCACGCACUCUGGGCCGCUUUCCACAUUGCCAAGACGAUGAAGAAGGAUCAGGAUAUUGUUGUCUCCUUGAGUGGACGUGGUGAUAAGGACGUAGAGCAGAUUGCCAACGCUAUCGCUCACGGUGGUUGGGGCGAGCGUCUCGGCUGGAACAUAGCCUAG
This is a messenger RNA of Ustilago hordei, 2154 nucleotides long. RefSeq names its product putative tryptophan synthase. Gene Ontology annotation, molecular function: tryptophan synthase activity. NCBI's taxonomy places the organism in Eukaryota, Fungi, Basidiomycota, Ustilaginomycetes, Ustilaginales, Ustilaginaceae. The record is from RefSeq and is a predicted model, not a curated record. The transcript has a single exon. Gene Ontology annotation, biological process: L-tryptophan biosynthetic process. Bases 1 to 2154 code for a protein of 717 amino acids. Gene Ontology annotation, cellular component: cytoplasm.